AUGGGCCAAGGCAAGGGCGCGUCCACAGUGGUCAAGGAUUGUCUUGUCGACCUCCAUCUCUCCGAUUCAAGAUUUAAGGGUGUGCCCCCACGAAGCAUGAGGCGCAGAGUCGAAAAAUGGCGUGCCAUCGGGGGAUUUUGGUCCAAGCUGAUCGAAGGCUUUGGACCUGGCAUGUUACUUCUGGCCCCUUCCCGCGAGCCAGACUCCCGAUAUGAAUUCGGUGAACCCGGACGAAGAGCCUUCUUGACAGCUCUCACCCAGCGGAGGAGUGCCUUCGACGCAAUUUUACCUGAAGCUAACUAA
This is a messenger RNA of Exophiala oligosperma, 303 nucleotides long. RefSeq lists its product as uncharacterized. Bases 1 to 303 code for a protein of 100 amino acids. The transcript has 2 exons. NCBI's taxonomy places the organism in Eukaryota, Fungi, Ascomycota, Eurotiomycetes, Chaetothyriales, Herpotrichiellaceae. The record is from RefSeq and is a predicted model, not a curated record.